CAUCCGUUGGUCGACAAAGCCGUUCGUCAUCUCCGCACAGAAAGUCCCGGUAAGCAUGUGGCAUCUGUAAAUCCAGAGCCUCCGAGGAUUAUGAUAUCUGGGGCUCCUGCAUCAGGGAAAGGAACGCAAUGCGGGCUAAUCAUCAAGAAGUAUGGGUUGGUGCAUAUUGCUGCUGGAGAUCUACUGAGGGCAGAAGUGGCAGCUGGUAGUGAAAAUGGAAAGCGAGCCAAGGAAUAUAUGGAGAAAGGGCAGUUGGUGCCCAAUGAAAUAGUUGUCAUGAUGGUGAAGGAGCGUCUCUUGAAGUCUGAUUCUCAAGAAAAGGGAUGGCUUUUGGAUGGAUAUCCUAGGAGCUUAUCACAAGCAAUGGCUCUUGAGGAACUUGGGAUCCGACCAGAACUUUUUAUUCUUCUGGAGGUUUCUGAGGAGAAACUUGUUGAGAGAGUGGUUGGUCGAAGGCUUGAUCCUGUUACUGGAAAGAUAUAUCAUCUGAGCUAUUCUCCCCCAGAGACUGAAGAAAUCGCUGCCAGGUUGACCCAUCGUUUUGAUGAUACUGAAGAAAAGGUGAAAUUACGAUUGCAGACUCAUCAUCAGAAUGUGAAAGAUGUACUUUCGAUAUAUGAAGACAUAACAAUCAAGGUUGAUGGAAAUGCAUCGAAGGAGGAUGUUUUUGCACAGAUUGACAGUGCUGUGUCUGGACUUGUGGAGCAAAAAGGACUUCAACAUCCUUGCGUCAAGUAUGAUGCUUAGACAGCUACUAACACCUUAUAUUAGCGAAUUGUUGGUUGAAACUUGCAAAGAAUAACCUGAUGUUCUGCUGGCUUGAUUUGUCCUAUAAAUACGUUGGGUGAUUCUCCUGCAACACUUUAUUCAUUUAUUUAAUAUUUUUUUUAAACUUUUAUCCCCAUAUUUACUUGUAUAUUUUUUUUUCCUGAAUCAAAAGUUCCAGAGUUUCAAGUCAAUUCUGGCUGCUGAUAUGAAGAUAUAGCGACUCUGCAUUAUUCUUGUUAUAUUGACUCCUUUCUCUGUUAGAAAAACUCCUAUACUCUUGUUACAUUGGAAUUUAAUGGAAGCUUCAAACUGAGUUCUGGUACUUGUUA
This is a messenger RNA of Telopea speciosissima, 1097 nucleotides long. Its product is annotated as adenylate kinase 2, chloroplastic. The transcript is spliced from 7 exons. NCBI's taxonomy places the organism in Eukaryota, Viridiplantae, Streptophyta, Magnoliopsida, Proteales, Proteaceae. Bases 91 to 747 code for a protein of 218 amino acids. The record is from RefSeq and is a predicted model, not a curated record. Gene Ontology annotation, biological process: nucleoside triphosphate biosynthetic process. Gene Ontology annotation, molecular function: ATP binding; AMP kinase activity; nucleoside diphosphate kinase activity. Gene Ontology annotation, cellular component: cytoplasm.